Molecule: messenger RNA, 3291 nt
Organism: Sciurus carolinensis (gray squirrel)
Lineage: Eukaryota; Metazoa; Chordata; Mammalia; Rodentia; Sciuridae
Gene: Ptpn2
Product: protein tyrosine phosphatase non-receptor type 2
Exons: 10
Coding region: 536-1477 (313 amino acids)
Biological process (GO): protein dephosphorylation
Molecular function (GO): protein tyrosine phosphatase activity
Source: RefSeq, a predicted model, not a curated record
GGCGCGCUGACGUCCGACGCUCCAGGUACUUUCCCCAAGCCCCCGGCGCGGGGGCGGGGCGGGGCGCGGAGCGCGCAUGCGCCGCAGCGCCAGCGCUCUCCCCGGAUCGUGCGGGGCCUGAGCCUCUCCGCCGGCGCAGGCUCCGCUCGCGCCAGCUCGCUCACGCCGCCAUGUCCGCCACCGUCGAGCGGGAGUUCGAGGAACUGGACGCUCAGUGUCGCUGGCAACCGCUCUACCUGGUUCACUGAAAUUAAAGAAAGUAUGGAGAACAAGUGUAACACUGGAGAUUUGAAAGAGUGGAUUCACUGAAAUUCGAAAUGAGUCCCAUGACUAUCCUCAUAGAGUGGCCAAGUUUCCAGAAAACAGAAAUCGAAACAGAUACAGAGAUGUAAGCCCAUAUGAUCACAGUCGUGUUAAGCUGCAGAAUGCAGAGAAUGAUUACAUCAACGCCAGCUUGGUUGACGUGGGAGAGGCUCGGAGGAGUUAUGUCCUGACACAGGGUCCACUUCCCAACACGUGUUGCCACUUCUGGCUCAUGGUUUGGCAGCAGAAGUCCAAAGCAGUUGUCAUGCUGAAUCGAAUUGUGGAGAAAGAAUCGGUUAAAUGUGCACAAUACUGGCCAACGGAUGACCGAGAGAUGCUGUUUAAAGAAACAGGAUUCAGUGUGAAGCUUUUGUCCGAAGAUGUGAAGUCUUAUUAUACAGUACACCUACUACAGUUAGAAAAUAUCAACAGUGGUGAGACCAGAACAAUCUCUCACUUUCAUUAUACUACCUGGCCAGACUUUGGAGUCCCUGAGUCACCAGCUUCGUUUCUCAAUUUCUUAUUUAAAGUGAGAGAAUCUGGCUCCCUGAACCCUGACCACGGGCCUGCAGUGAUCCACUGUAGUGCAGGCAUCGGGCGCUCUGGCACCUUCUCUCUGGUGGACACCUGUCUUGUUCUGAUGGAAAAAGGAGAUGACAUUAACAUUAAACAAGUGUUGCUGAACAUGAGAAAAUACCGAAUGGGACUUAUUCAGACACCAGAUCAACUCAGAUUCUCUUACAUGGCCAUAAUAGAAGGAGCAAAGUGGAUAAAGGGAGAUUCAAAUAUCCAGAAACGGUGGAAAGAACUUUCCAAAGAAGACUUGUCUCCUGCUUUUGACCAUUCACCAAAUAGAAUAACUGGCAAGUACAAUGGGAGCAGGAUAGGCCCAGAAGAAGAGGCUCCGACCAGUGAGCGGUGCGCAGGGCUCUCCUCCAGAGUGCCGGUGGCAGAGGACAGCGGCAGUAUUCUACGGAAACGUAUUCGAGAGGACAGAAAAGCCACCACUGCUCAGAAGGUGCAGCAGAUGAAACAGAGGCUAAAUGAGACUGAACGAAAAAGAAAAAGGUGGUUAUAUUGGCAACCUAUUCUCACUAAGAUGGGGUUUGUGUCAGUCAUUUUGGUUGGCGCUUUGGUUGGCUGGACUCUGUUUUUUCAGCAAAAUGCCCUAUAAAUAAACAGUUUUGCCCAGCAAGCUUCUGCACUAGUAGCUGACAUUGCUGCAUUAAUCACAUGGGUUUGUCUGUUAGCAGCAAAUGCCUCAUACCCCAAAAUGGUGCAGUAGAACAGACAGCAGCCUGACAAGUGGAACUUAACCCAAGCCCAGCAUCUCAGGGCUCUUCACUGCAGGUGCCUCUGAAACCCAAACUGUAAACGGCUGUCUAGAAUAAAGACCUCCGUGCCUGUUAAGAGUCAAUACACUGCACCUGUAUGCACACGCGACACACGUGAUCUCUUACCUGACCAACACUGAGAAAUCCUUUAUCACAAGGAUUUGAUUUUGAAGGCUAUCUGGAUUUUAACCUGCACUUGAUACAAGCAAUAAUUAUUGUGGUUUUAUUACAUUAUUAAUGGAAAGAAAAUGACCUUUAAUGUGUGUAAUGUAUAAUGUAUUAUGGACAUGGGCAUCAACACUUUAUAUUCUUAACCAUUUCAGGGUUAAUAUAUUUUAUAAGUACCUAUUUAAUCUUACUUUUGUAGUUAAAUGUACUUUUUAAAAGUUCAAUUUGAAAAUGUUACCAUUAAAAAUAAUAAUAAUAAAUUGUAUGUUGCUUCAAUUGUACUGGAUACAUCUUCCCUUUUCCUAAAGAGAAAUUCGAUGAGGAGUUUCAACUCAGAAUAAGCAGUUUCUACUACCUAUUUGCGUUUCAUUUAUAUUUUAUAGUUUUCCCUAUUUUAAGAAGAAAAAAAAUUUUUUUUUCCUCAAAAUAUCUUUGAAAGAAACUCUCCUUGCUGGGACACUCGGUAACAGCUGGCCCAGACUGUGUACAGAAAUCGGUUCUACAAAGCCCAUGACUCAUACUGUUAGUUUGCUACAAAAAAUUUCAGUAUAAUUACCCUAAUUUAUAAAUGGGUUCAAUCAUGAUUUAGGAACUAAAAGCAGCAACACUGAUGAUCUGUGAUUUCAGUUCACCAGACAGAAGUGAAGCAAAAUUUUUCACAUUCUUUGUACUGUAGUAAAUAGCGUGACAAUAUACGAACUUUCCCUUGUCCCUGUGAUUUCUUAAUGUUUUUAGACUUGGCUGUUCACCUUGAGUGCUGGUUUUCUUCAGGUUCCAAUACGCCAAUGAGUGUUUGGCUUGUUUAACUUAAACUCUAAAUAGUCGAUUAAAUUCAUUGCUAGGGAGCAUAGAUGGUACAUGUAAUUUUAGCAGUUUCCAAACUCUGGUCAUUGGAUUUCCAGGAGGAUCACCAAGAGGUUUUCUGUCAACCACAGCAUCUCUGCUUUGUCUUUUAUAUACCAUGUAAGGUUUCACAUAAGGCUUAAUUAUUUCAAAGGGGACAGUUAUCAUUUAAAGGCAGUUUGAAAACCAUUGAUGAAGGUAGGUUUUUUUUUUGGGUGCUGGGGAUCAAACUCAGGGCCUUGUGCUUACAAGGCAAACACUCUACCAACUGAGCUAUCUCCCCAGCCCCGAAGGUAGAUAUUUUGAAUUGACUUGCGUGGCCUUCCUGAAUGUGUCAGCUUGUGUCAAAAGCGUGAGCAGGAUGUAGGUGGCACUACAUAUUAAAUAAGGUUGAUAGAACAUGUGCCGUGUCCUGAUUCAGUCCCACUGUGUCCUGUGAGCCCGAGAUGGAGAGGAGGUAAGAGGGACUUCGCUCUAUGUCUGCCUGCAUUAAGCCCAUGUUUAGGCAUCGUGACCCUAAUGCUUUAGGUGGUUUUUGGUUUAAAACCCUUCUCUAUAAUUUGCAUUAUUUUAUAUUUGCUAAAAUACAAUACAUUACUCUGCUUAGGCUGGCAUUAUUCAAGUUCCAGUUAGUCAGUUUCCU